Porites evermanni is the source of this 6747-nucleotide messenger RNA. NCBI's taxonomy places the organism in Eukaryota, Metazoa, Cnidaria, Anthozoa, Scleractinia, Poritidae. The record is from the annotation of a GenBank genome assembly.
AGACGAUACAUCAGCAUUUUAUUUUGAAACGGAGAGUAAUGCCUCAACAAGACGAACCCAUUUAUUGUUCACAGCAAAUCAACAUUCCUCCUGAAUUGCCAGACAUCCUGAAACAGUUCACCAAGGCCGCCAUUCGUACCCAACCAAAGGAUGUAUUGCAGUGGGCCUACGCGUAAGUUAAGAUAUUUAAAACGUCUAGAAAAAAAAACACACAUAACGACUGACAUCUAUUUUCUCGUAGGAGAAUUGGAAAAUUAAAGUUCUAGUAGACAGUUCUAGCCUUUUAAAAGUACAGUUUACUGUGCACCAGCCAGUUAAAGUUAUCGACAUGACUCGAUCAUGACAACUGCACUGUGGACCAAAACUUGGUAGCUCAUUACUGCUUCCUUUAAAAGUCGAUUUACAAGUUUGAAAGUAGCAUAUAUAUUUAUUUAAGAUACUAAAUUUGUGUGGUUUUUCAUGUUUCAUGAACCUUAAUGUUGAGUAGGUGGCAAAUUAAAUAAUCUUCUGAAAGUGACAAAAUAUUAUUUUGCUGUCUGCCAACUCAUUUUGACUAUGCUGCCUCUCUGUCCUGCGUUGGUACUGUAAGCUACUGUAAGCCCUGGUUUAGUGCCAGGGCCCUAAAAUAAUCGACUAGAACAUGCUACCCUUUUUCGCUCCUGCAUAUGGUUAGAGACAUGAAGGGAGCUUUUGACCAUAUACAUGCACAUUUUAUUUUGAUUGGUUACAUAUUGCAUUUUAUGUCCGUACUCACCCCCCCUGGUUGAGGACUUAUAAAAUGACCUUUUCUUCUUACCCCUGAAGAUUGGCUAAAAAUUCAUUCACCCCUGAAGACUUCCAUAAAAUAUGGGUUUACCCCUGAAGAAUUGGGUCAUACCCCUGAAGAAUUUCCAGGAGCCCAUUACAGUCAACUCUCUCAUGGUGACCACACUUCUCAAACACAACCACCUCCCAUAAGCGACCACUCUGUCAAUAACCAAUUUGUUUUCAGUCAAAUACUGUUUCAAAAGCUCUCUUGUAACUAAGGGACCAGGAGGAGGAGCUGUGGCCAGAAAUUUGACAUAUUCUUUUGUUUUCUUUUCCCAUAAGUGACCACUCAGCAUGAACACAUAUGUUUAUAAAAAAGACUUUGCUUGAAGGCUGCAAAAUUUAAGUUUUUGAUAGUGCUGACCCUUCUUGCUGACAGAUUAUAGCAGUUAACUGAAGAUGGCUGUAAUAUGAUCUGUUGGUAAAUUAAGUGGAUUGUUAAAUCGAUGCAAAGUGUUAUGCACAAAGUUUCAACAGUUCGAUGCACUAUUUUAUGUGUGACAUUAUUGCCAGUUGUCUAUUUGCCUAAUUUUGCAAGGUAAUAACUUUAUGUAAUUACCUUAAUCAGUUUAGUUUGAGCUUAUUUUCCUGAUUAUUCCCGUAGACAACCACCUCCGUAAGUGACUACUUAAUCGUUCACCAAGGGUGGUCACUUAUAAGAGAGUUGACUGUAUUACAGAAACGAAAUAUAAAAUGUAUUAUUAAGGAAGCUGGAAGGAGAAAGUUAAAUGUCUGCAAAUGAAAUCACUGUUUUUGCAAUUCCACCAACCCAUAUCAAUCUAUGUAACAUCUAGUCAGGGAUUCUGAUAUGUUGCAGAAAAAAAGUCAAAUUUUGCGGGAUUUUUAGAGACAGAUUUGCCGAAAAAUCAUCUGUUUUCGCAGGAAUUUUGCGGAAAUUUUUGGGCUAACUUCUGGGCGUAUUUCGCCAGAAAUUGACCAAUUUUGCACUAAUUUCAUGAGCUUGUUUCAUGUUUUUUAACAGAGAUAAUCAUUUGCUAUUUUAACGACAAAGCAUUUGAUAAAUGAGCCCAUGGCAAAGCUUUUAAUAUCAUGAGUAGUGCCCAGUUUUUCACAACAUAAUUUACACCUGGUAGUUUUGGGACAUUGUUUGAUUGUUGUGGUGAUGAAGUUUCAAGAUAAAUUUGCAAGUUUACAGCAACUAAACAGUCCCAAUAGCCGAAAUGAGUUUUAAAUAUGUUGUAUUGACAUGUAUUAGUCAAAAUAAGAUUUCUAGCGAAUUUCACGGUAUGUAGCGUGUUUUUUGUGAAUUUUGUGGGAUGUCACUGAUUUACCUGAAUUUCAUGACUCCGGAACCAUGCGAAAUAUCAGAAGCCCUGCCUAGUUGUCACAAAAAGUAAAAAUGUCCAAUCAACCCAAGAAUAUUAUUGUGAACAGAUCACCUCUUGCUGAAAUUUGAAAAUAAAUUUUAUUCAGGUGGAGGCUUUACUCUGUAAACAUGCAUCUUGUAACUAGAGUCCCCUUCAGUAGCGCAGUAGAUAAAGUGCCCAACCAGUGUCCAGCAGAUUAGAGGUUUGAAUUUUGUUGGGGACUAAUUAUUAUUUCCCUGUCUUUUUUUAUUCACAUGGUAUUCAAUGCUUUACAAUUUUGUAGGUACUUUGAUGCACUUUCCAAAGGUGAGACACCCCCAGUGAAGGAUCGUCUUGAGUUUCAGUUAGGACAGCCCUUGGAAAAACCAUUAACGCAAGGGCUACUGGCAGUUUUACACAAACAGGUACUUUCUCUCCCUUUCCAACGUUUUCAUUUAAUUUACAUCAACAGUGUCUUGACGGCAGUGACAAACAAAAUCUUAGUCAGUCUUAAGGUGUGACAAGCAUCCUGUGCUAUUUUGAGGCCACCACAGGAAAGUGUUUGUCCUGGCUGACUCUCUUUCUUGCCCAAUUACUUAUCAAGUGAUUAAUAUAUUAUAAUAUUUUUUCAAGACACGGGUGAUAACGAAAUUGUAAAAUCCAAGAUUCACAGAAAAUCUACAAAACACUUGUUUGAAAAUCUUAGGCAGCUGUGUGGUGUAAAAAAGAAACCUCAAGACAGAAAAACCAUGUAAAAGGAAGAGUUGAUGAAUCGUCAGAGGUGCCUUUGAGAUUUCAUGAUUUGCCUGCAAAUGGCAGACAUUUCUCCUCACUCAUCACCGCUGAGAGACAUUUCGUGAGGAGGAACGUCUGCGACUCAGCGACAAAAAUUCCAUACUGAUGACGCAAAAUCUGUCUGGAAUCCGGUCAGAAGCGCUAAUUGGUUGACGGAGUAGUUUCAUUGUUUUAGCUAUUGUUUACGAAUGACAGACAAAAGACAAAUGGCCGCAAAGGUCAAAUGGAAUCUCUAACAAAACAGUCAAUAUUUGAAGAAUAUAGUCUUCUCCAGAAGAGGCAUUUGCGGCAUUUUCUGGAGCUCAUUGUCAGAUGAACACAACACUUUACCAAAAUCGACCAGGAGAAACAAAGAAUUGAACAAAUUUGCAUUUGGAACCCCAUCACUACCGAAUUUAUUAUGUAAACAUUGAUUUACGUCAUCAGUAUGGAAUUUCUGUUGCUGAGUCACAGACGUUCCUCCUCGUGAACCGUCCCUCAGCAGCGAUGAGCGAGGAGAAAUGUCUGCCGUUUGCGGUGUAUUUCAUGAUCAGAUCAAAAUUUUCUAUGAUUCGUAGUUUCGAUGUUUCAAAGGUAUUUGCCAUUUGCUAUUACUUAAUUAAAAUAAAAUUGCAUUACAAGUAAUCUUGUGCCUUUUUUACUUUAUUUUGAUCAAUACAAAGAAUGUUUUAAUUUUUUUAGCUGGGUGGAAAGCCCAUAAUAGAGCUAUCAUCCUUGGAGGAGAAAUGGAAACACUUGUCACUUCCUAAAGACACUCUGGAUGAGCUUCUGAGGUAAAACCCUAAACAUUUUNGGCAUUUUCUGGAGCUCAUUGUCAGAUGAACACAACACUUUACCAAAAUCGACCAGGAGAAACAAAGAAUUGAACAAAUUUGCAUUUGGAACCCCAUCACUACCGAAUUUAUUAUGUAAACAUUGAUUUACGUCAUCAGUAUGGAAUUUCUGUUGCUGAGUCACAGACGUUCCUCCUCGUGAACCGUCCCUCAGCAGCGAUGAGCGAGGAGAAAUGUCUGCCGUUUGCGGUGUAUUUCAUGAUCAGAUCAAAAUUUUCUAUGAUUCGUAGUUUCGAUGUUUCAAAGGUAUUUGCCAUUUGCUAUUACUUAAUUAAAAUAAAAUUGCAUUACAAGUAAUCUUGUGCCUUUUUUACUUUAUUUUGAUCAAUACAAAGAAUGUUUUAAUUUUUUUAGCUGGGUGGAAAGCCCAUAAUAGAGCUAUCAUCCUUGGAGGAGAAAUGGAAACACUUGUCACUUCCUAAAGACACUCUGGAUGAGCUUCUGAGGUAAAACCCUAAACAUUUUAUUCUAUUUUUCAAAUUUUAGAUUUUAGGUGGAUUGUACUUAAUAGGGUGCAUUAAUUUGACUGAUCAUAUAUUCCCAGAAAUAAAAAUAAUAUGCAAAAGUUUUGUUACAAAUCUACCUUAUGGUGAUUUUUGAAUUACGUAAACCCUCCAUAUAUACGCUUGCGGUGUUAUUUCAAGUAGAUUUCUGGAUAUUUUAAUGCACUGACUUCAAAAACAAAUGAUUUCUAGAGUUUUUGCAUUUAUUGUUUUCUGGAAUACGGUCAAUUGAAGUUUCAUCCUAGCCCUUAUAAUAUAAGUUUGUUGACUUUAUUCCUGACUGUGUAUGUUCUAGUCAAAGGGUCUUCUUCUUCUUUGAUUUUCUUACAAACUGCUCUUAACUGGUGUCAAUGCUGAUGUACAUGUAAUACUUUAAAUGUUUUUCAGAAUGGGAAGUUUCGCUGAGGAACUGAGGUGGCUUCAUUUUUUUGCCCUUGCAUGUAGUGCUAUCAGUGAGGUAUGUGUUGUUGUGGUUCAUUUUAGUUAGUUUUUGUAGAACGCGCGAUGGGGGCACAAGCGUCCGCGUAAUUUCUCCCUUCGCCCUGAAAAAACCCGUGCCUGCUACACAGGCUAAAUCUCCCACUGACUCAUUUUCUAGUAAUUUGUUAUUAGCCUAUGUAUUAAUCAUCAUGACAAAUUAUCUUGUUAGCUUAUAUUGGAACUUAAGAACUGAAAUCUUUCAGUGGACGUAGUAUUCUUGACAUAAAAGAACUAAAUGAAUCCUCUCUCUUGUAGAAUCUGACGUUGGCAAUGAAGACAGUUUGUGAGAUUUUAACAACAGAUCUGGAAGGUGGAGCUGCAAGGAUUCCUUUCUCGCUUUUCAAGGAACUGUUUACUUACUUAGCUGAGAUCGACGGAGAAAUACCCAAAGAACAUGUGGACACAGUUAUCGAACAUCUGAGUUAUGAUGUGUGAGUUAUUUCUAAACACACUUGACUUCACUUCUUAGCCUGUAUUGCGAGCAUCCCUGCCCAAGCUAAGAGCAAAAGUUACUUUUUAGAUAUACGUCUGAAAAGUUACAGGUUACCUAAUUUUAAUAUGUUCUCUCAGUUCCUGCUAACAAAAUUCAGGGGCACCCAACGGCAAUUUUCGGGAAAAUAUCUGUUCGGAAGACGAUUUGAGAUCUAGAAUUUUCGGAGCAUUUGUUGUAAAAUUUCUUGCUUGCCUGCCUCUAAGGAAAUCCGAACAGAUGAAAAGUUUUUAGGAGAUAAAAAUAUGCCUAUAUCUACCGUUUGAAUACUAAAAUACGUUCAACAAUGCUAUGUUAAGUGGUUUUGAACUAUAUCCUCGUUGGGUGCCCCUAAAAAUUUUUCAAAAGCGAACUAUUUUCGCGUUUUUAAUACCGAAAGUUGAUCAACUAAUGUAAAAGGCCUAUUGUAUUUUAUAAAUACAGAUCUUCAACACACUAAAUUAUCUUUUUUUCAAGAUCUCAGCCUCGGGUUUAUUCUUAUAAUAUUCUUAAAGUUUCGCAAAUUAAUAACCCGUGCGCACGGUUUGAUAGAGCUCCGCCAUGCUGUCGCGGUAGUCUGCGAACAGGAUUACUUGUUUGAGUUGUGCGGAACUGCCAAAAUUUUCCCCGAACUCAAGCAAAUGAGCCUGGCCGCAGGCUUCUGUUGCGGUUUGCCCCGAACUAUCAGGAACGAGCUGGUAACAAAGACAACCCUCUGGUACCAAGGGUACAGUCUACUAAAACACCCUAUAGCCUUCCCACAUCUCAUAAGAUGACGACUAUACGGUAGUUCUCUGUUGUUCCCAUACUGGUGAUCGAAACGGAGGAAACGUUUCUUUUCAGUGACUUUACGAAACUCUAAAAACUUGUAGUCCGAACAACGCACAAGACGUAAAGUUGCAAAGCCUUUUAAAAAAGCUGUUGUGGCUGAUAUGAAACGCCACGCUUUCUAUGUUGUAUUUCACUUGGGAAAAAAAUGGAAAAUUCUUAAUAAUAUGCUUUUUUUUUUCAGGGAAAAGCAAGAUGGACAAGUAUCCCCUCGCAACUUUAUGAGUGACAGCUGCCCUCCUCUAUCCCCUAACGAAAACUCAGCGUAGAAUUUUAUAACAAACUGUCUUCUUUUUCCCCUACCGAUCAACUGGCUAGUUCAUUUAUUCUGUACAGUGUUUUACAGCCCAACUGUCAUUUUUAACUUGAUCCACGAACUCUGUGAUGGCUUUUCCUGUCCAGUACAGAAAUUGCGGCUUCUGUUUUAGCGUUAAAAGGUUUAAACACGCAAAGAACAUGUCGCCAACAUACGUUUUAGAAAUCCUCCGUGCUACGUGUAUGUAUUAAAGAAUAUUCUUCGGUGAAGCUACAGUGUAGCUCACUACAUUGCGUAAUGGUAUACUACAUUUUUCCGGAGCUUAGCCGAAAUUUUACGAAGUUAGCGGUGAUUCCGAUGACUUAAAAGCCUCAAAAACACUAACGGCGAUGGUUAAUGCGUGCAACAUACCAGACCGGCAACUAUUCCAUUGUACAUAUACUGAUGUAAUAAAGAUACCUAGCAAUUU